GGCCGUUUGAAUUUCUUCCUUGGAGUCUAGUCUCGCGAUCACGGGCUUCCGGCGGAGAGUUGGUUGUUUGCAGCUUGCAAUCCAGCUAGGCUGAAAGGAUGGCCUCAGAUCUGGAACAGUUAUGCUCUCAUGUUAAUGAAAAGAUUGGCAAUAUUAAGAAAACUCUGUCAUUAAGAAACUGUGGUCAAGAACCUACCUUGAAGACUAUAUUAAAUAAAACAGGAGAUGACAUCAUUAUAGUAAAUGAACUUCUAAAUAAAUUGGAAUUGGAAAUUCAGUAUCAAGAACAAAUGAACAGUUCACUCAAGGAACUCUGUGAGUCUCUUGAAGAAGAUUACAAAGAUGUGGAACAUCUGGAAGAAAACAUUCCCUCCCAUUUGCCUCCAGUAACAGUAACCCAAAGCUCUGUGAAGGGGUCAGAUCUUGACUCUGAAGAACCACUCAAAGUUGUGGAACCUGCACCCACAAAGAAGCCCCCAAAAGAACAAAGAAGUAUUAAAGAAAUACCAUUUAUCACUUGUGAUGAGUUUAAUGGUAUUCCUGCGUACAUGAAAUCUCGUUUAACCUAUUGUAAAAUUAAUGAAGUUAUUGAAGAAAUCAACAAGGCAGUAAUUAGUAAAUAUAAGAUUCUACAUCAACCAAAAAAGUCUAUGAAUUCUGUGGCCAGAAAUCUCUAUCAUAGAUUUAUUGAUCAAGAAACGAAAGAUACCAAAGGUCAUUAUUUUAUAGUGGAAGCUGACAUAAAGGAGUUCACGACUUUGAAAGUUGACAAGAAGUUUCACAUGUUACUGAAUAUCUUACGACACUGCCGGAGGCUAUCAGAGGUCCGAGGGGGAGGACUUACCCGUUAUGUUAUAACCUGAGGCCCUUGUGAGCUUUUGAACAGACCAACAGUGAGGUUAUAGAGGCUGUUUCUAAGGUUUUCUUAUAUAUAAUUUGUUUAGCUUUUUCAUUUUCUAUUUUUGUUUCUUUUUUGAAUAAAGCUUAUAUAUUUUCAAGAUUCACUUCCUUUCAGCAAAUAUUUAGCAACCUGACAUAUAAGCCUCUGUACUAGGCAUAUAAUCAAACUAAAAAAUGCUCAUAUCUAUUUUUUGUGUUUAGUGGACAAUGAUACAGACCCCAAUAAGACAGGUACAGAUGUGAUACUGGAAGGGAGAAGUCAAGAAGAUAUGGUCAAAGAUACACAGGCCCUUGGAAUUAAAGGUGACUAGGGUCUAGAUUCCAUAGAUAGCAUUUCUGUGUAUAAGGCAUGGUAGAUUAACUCAGUGUCCAGCCCGUCUCCCAUCUGUGUCAUCAUAGCAAGUUUUCAAACCUGAGGAGGGAGUUGUGGGAACCCCCAUUUGUAUCCAAGUUGGACAGAAAUGUGAGUAUCCUGGGUACCUACUCAUGAUUGGUGUUUGAAGUGGGAUGCAGCCUUGUGAGACUGAACCCUUAAUCUGUGGGGUCUGUACUAACUCCAGGUAGUUAGUGUCAUCAUUUUGUUGGCUACCCAGUUGGUGUCCAGAGAGUUGGAGAAUUGGUUGGUAUGGGGGAAAAAAACCUCACAUGUUUAGUGUCAGAAGUAUUAUAUGAAUGUAGUACAGAAGAAAACAGAGCUUUUCCUUUUUAGAUAAAAAAGAUGAUG
Messenger RNA from Microcebus murinus (gray mouse lemur), 1624 nucleotides. RefSeq names its product spindle and kinetochore associated complex subunit 1 (gene SKA1). Gene Ontology annotation, biological process: regulation of microtubule polymerization or depolymerization; cell division; chromosome segregation. Gene Ontology annotation, molecular function: microtubule binding. The record is from RefSeq and is a predicted model, not a curated record. Lineage: Eukaryota; Metazoa; Chordata; Mammalia; Primates; Cheirogaleidae. Gene Ontology annotation, cellular component: spindle microtubule; mitotic spindle; outer kinetochore.